ACAUAACCUCAAAUUUCCCUUACGGGAAGUUUACGUUGUGGUCGAGUUCCGAGGGGGUUUUUAUUAAAAUGCUUAAAAUCCUACAACCGGGGCGCCCCAAACGGUUAGGCGGUCUCUUAAGCGAGUGUUUGUGCCGCUAUUCCAGCGAUAACACCGAUAAAAAACCCCCGGGUUCGGGCGAAAAUCGGGGUCAAGCGGUCCUGGUCAAGACACCCCCGGGGGAAAAAGCCCCGAAAAAACCGGCGGAUUUUACCAAAGAGGACCUGCAAUGGAGGAAACCGUGGCACGAGAAGCAGUUUCAGUAUUAUGACACCUUGAGGACGUUUUACUCGGAGGAUAAUAAUGCCUCCACUCUGGCCUGGAUACAACAACCGAUAAACCUUUCACCGAAGGCGAUAAAAAAGUGGUGGGCCAGAAAGAAGGAUUUCGAAGAGAGGUUUAUGCAGCAGUACAUUCCUGAGAGGCACAAUAUUUUAGGUCCUGAACUGGCUGCCGCCCAUUUCAUAGUUUACCGAGGGGGAGCGGUGAAGUUCCACGACGAAAACAAAUGGAUCAAAGCAAUAGACGGUCACUACGAACUCCCCGAUCGUUACAAGAAAGGGAUGCACCUCCAAGCGAUCGAUUGUACGGACAUGAAUCUCCGUUACGAGGGUCUGGAUAACCUCAGAAACUUAAAGAACCUGGAGUGGUUGAGCUUUAACUCGUGCAAACAUAUAGACGAUUGGUGUUUGGACGUUAUCACGAACGUAUUCUCGCACAGUCUGCUCUAUUUGGAUCUGAGGAAUUGCUUCAAGGUGACCGAGAGGGGGCUGGGGGCGGUGUAUAAAAUGCCCCAUUUGAAGGUGCUCUAUUUGGACGAUUUGCUAAAAGACACGCGGUACGAGAUGACGUGUUUGCUGUUGGAGGAGCUCAAUCCGCAGUUGACCAUCAAAAGUGACGUGAUUGAUUUUGAAAUAAAAUGAUUUGUAUAAAGCUGUUUCAGUAUUUGGAUAAUAUUAAUUAAAUUUGAGAUUUUUAUAA
Anthonomus grandis grandis is the source of this 1020-nucleotide messenger RNA. RefSeq names its product distal membrane-arm assembly complex protein 2. Lineage: Eukaryota; Metazoa; Arthropoda; Insecta; Coleoptera; Curculionidae. The transcript has 3 exons. Bases 69 to 962 code for a protein of 297 amino acids. The record is from RefSeq and is a predicted model, not a curated record.